GCGGGGCCUGGAGGACGGCGGCGACGGCGGCGAGCAGCGGCGGGAACGGCGCCGACUAGUCGCGCGGGACGCAGGCGCCGGGAUACGGAGCAUCAAGGUUGACUCUUCACCACACUGAAACCAUUAGGAAAAAUCCUUGUGGUUAACAGCAGAGGCUUCAGAGUGUGUAACCUGUAUUCAGGCCUAGAAAUUAUUUUAAAUGGCGACUGAUACGUCUCAAGGUGAACUCGUCCAUCCUAAGGCACUCCCACUUAUAGUAGGAGCUCAGCUGAUCCACGCGGACAAGUUAGGUGAGAAGGUAGAAGAUAACACCAUGCCAAUUCGACGGGCUGUGAAUUCUACCCGGGAGACUCCACCCAAAAGCAAACCUGUUGAAGGAGAGGAAGAAAAGCCAGAACCAGAUGUCAGUUCAGAGGAAUCUGUCUCCACUGUAGAAGAACCAGAGAAUGAAACUCCACCUGCUACGUCUAGUGAGACAGAACAGCCCAAGGGGGAGCCUGAGAAGGAAGAAAAGGAAGAAAACAAGUCUUCUGAGGAAACCAAAAAGGAUGAGAAAGAUCAGCCCAAAGAAAAGGAGAAGAAAGUGAAAAAAACAAUACCUUCCUGGGCCACCCUUUCUGCCAGCCAGUUAGCCAGGGCCCAGAAACAAACCCCAAUGGCUUCUUCUCCACGUCCGAAGAUGGAUGCAAUCCUAACUGAGGCUAUUAAGGCAUGCUUCCAGAAGACUGGUGCAUCAGUGGUUGCUAUUCGAAAAUAUAUCAUCCAUAAAUAUCCUUCUCUGGAACUAGAGAGAAGAGGCUAUCUCCUUAAGCAAGCACUAAAAAGAGAAUUAAAUAGAGGAGUCAUCAAACAGGUAAAAGGAAAAGGUGCAUCUGGAAGUUUUGUUGUGGUCCAGAAAUCAAGAAAAACACCUCAGAAGUCUAGAAACAGAAAGUUCUAUAUGUUCAAGCCCCAGCUGUUGAAGAAUGCUCUGCAGAGAGCAGUGGAGAGAGGCCAGUUAGAACAAAUAACUGGCAAAGGUGCUUCGGGGACAUUCCAGCUGAAGAAAUCAGGGGAGAAACCCCUGCUUGGUGGAAGCCUGAUGGAAUAUGCAAUCUUGUCUGCCAUUGCUGCCAUGAAUGAGCCGAAGACCUGCUCUACCACUGCUCUGAAGAAGUACAUCUUGGAGAACCACCCAGGGACCAAUUCUAACUAUCAAAUGCAUUUGCUGAAGAAAACUCUGCAGAAAUGUGAGAAGAAUGGGUGGAUGGAGCAGAUCUCUGGUAAAGGAUUCAGUGGCACCUUCCAGCUGUGCUUUCCCUAUUACCCCAGCCCAGGAGUUCUAUUUCCAAAGAAAGAACCAGAUGACUCUAAAGAUGAGGAUGAAGAUGAAGAUGAAGAUGAGUCAUCAGAAGAAGAAUCUGAGGAUGAGGAGCCACCACCUAAGAGAAGGUUGCAGAAGAAAACUCCCGCCAAGUCCCCAGGGAAGACUGUAUCCAUGAAGCAGAGAGGAUCCAAGCCUGCACCUAAAGUCCCAGCUGCCCAGCGGGGAAAAACUAGGCCCCUACCCAAGAAAGCCCCUCCUAAGGCCAAAACUCCUGCCAAGAAAGCCAGACCCUCACCCUCAGUCAUCAAGAAACCUAGCAGUAGCUCCUCAAAAAAGCCUGCAGCCAGUACAAGAAAGGAAGUGAAAUUGCCUGGCAAGGGUAAAUCCACCAUGAAGAAGUCUUUCAAGGCAAAAAAGUAAAUUGUAUAGGAAGAAAGGGUAUCAUGAUAAAAUUCAAAAGUCUAAAUAUUUUAUUAGGUCAGUAUGCAUUUGUUUUAGUUUAAAGCUUUUAAAAUUAAUUUUUUUCCUCCCAUGUGGACAUUGUGGGGAGGGAACACAAACCAGGCUAGGCAUUUGUUAGCUUUAGGGCACUGUUCCUGGUGCCUGCCCCUUCCCUCAGUCACUUUAAUUUCUCCAGUAAUCCUGGACUCCCAAACUAUGGACCUGUACUACCCUUUUUGCUCUUCCUCCCCCUACCUCCAUUCUGUUUUUUUUUUUUUUUCCUUUUUGAAUGAUCUAAUUUAGCUUUUUUUCCUCUUCCAGUUUUAUCUAAACAGUUGCAGAGAUUUUUUAUAUUUGUAGAAAGCAUCAAAAACAGGAUGCUGGUCAGGUGCUAGAGGAGGCAGACUAGCACUGACUGAAUUGCAAAGCCUGCCUACAGAAUUCAGCUACAGCUAUACUAAUCCUAUAUCUAAAAGUCACUCCACUAACCCUUUCUCUCCAACGGUAAACCCAGUUGGCAUUUAGCCCCUCUCCCCGCCUUGGUCACCUCCCAGGUGUUUUCACAGGCCCAGAAUACUGCAGUCCUUAGCGGCGAGCACAACCUCUCUCUGCCACUUGACUUAACAGCAACGGGAAAGUAGGCGAAUAUAUUGAAUCUGAUUUCUGGUGUUAUCUAUGUUACCAAAAAAUCAAAGCAUAUGAAGUCUUCUUGAUCAGAUGUUGAAAUAUAUUUUUUAAUAUUUGGAGCAUGAAUAAUCACUCCCUAUUUGCCUUUUUUUAUAAGGAAAUGUUGGAGAGUUACAUCAUUGCUAAUGUAGAACUGUUAAGAAACACAAUUUGCUAACAUAAAGUAGCUGUCAGAUUCAUCUGUGGGUUUCCCCUCCUUUCCAGAGCACUUUUGAUAUCAAGCAAGUGGCUUCCUUUUUGAAAUAGUUAAAAAAAAAAAAGUAGAAAAAGCAAAUGAAGCCCUACUACCUAACCCUUUUUUAUUUGUGUUUGUUUCAGUAUUGUGAAGUUGUGUUAAAUAGCACUAGCUUUCUAUUUGAGAAAUCCCAGUUUCUGGUUGUCAUAUAUCUUCCCUGUGGCACUUGACAUUUUAAUUGUCUUAAACUUUUUGGUGUACAUCUUCUGACCCCUUGAGUGCCACCAGAGACAAAAGGUGUUUGUUUUACAUUCAUUCCACUUGCAUUGUCUCCUGGGAUCCUUUUGCAGCGUUAAGUGUGGCUGGGAAAUGGACUUGAGAAAAUUGGCUUGAAUUAGAUCAUAAUCAUGUGUGAUCCCAUCAUGAGUUCAUUGGAAUUUGUGUUGCAUGUUAAAGCAAUCUUUCCUGUUGUAAAUCUUCCUUUUUUUAAUGUACAUAUAUUUUGAAAAAUAUGAAUAAACAUGAAAUUUUAAAAGCUGCCAAAUGA
Molecule: messenger RNA, 3156 nt
Organism: Dipodomys ordii (Ord's kangaroo rat)
Lineage: Eukaryota; Metazoa; Chordata; Mammalia; Rodentia; Heteromyidae
Gene: Hp1bp3
Product: heterochromatin protein 1, binding protein 3
Exons: 13
Coding region: 200-1726 (508 amino acids)
Biological process (GO): heterochromatin organization; nucleosome assembly
Cellular component (GO): nucleosome; nucleus; chromosome
Molecular function (GO): DNA binding; nucleosome binding
Source: RefSeq, a predicted model, not a curated record